Carassius auratus (goldfish) is the source of this 1679-nucleotide messenger RNA. Its product is annotated as HLA class I histocompatibility antigen, A-3 alpha chain-like. The record is from RefSeq and is a predicted model, not a curated record. The coding region runs from base 125 to 1150 and encodes 341 amino acids. NCBI's taxonomy places the organism in Eukaryota, Metazoa, Chordata, Actinopteri, Cypriniformes, Cyprinidae. Gene Ontology annotation, cellular component: external side of plasma membrane. The transcript is spliced from 5 exons. Gene Ontology annotation, biological process: immune response.
UCAGGCGUUUGUGCAGAAACAUUUCUCCAGUUCAACAUCGACAUCCGAAACUUCUAUAUCGUUUAUUUUAAGUAAAGCCUCCAGAACGAUUUUCUGAAAGGAAUUGUUUCAGGAAAAAGAAAGGAUGCGGCAUGUAGUGCUUUUGCUCCUCGGAGCUCAUCUUGUCUCUGCUGGAACACACUCUCUGAGAUACUUCUUUUCUGCUGUGUCUGGAAUCAGUGACUUCCCAGAGUUCACUAUUGUUGGUCAGGUAGAUGAUCAGCAGUUUAUGUAUUUUGACAGUAAGAUAAAGAGAGUUGUGCCGAAGACAGAGUGGAUCAGACAGAGUGAAGGAGCAGAUUAUUGGGACAGAGAGACUCAGACUAGUAUUGGUGCACAUCAGGUCUACAAAGUCAACAUCCAGAUCCUAAAGGAACGCUUCAACCGGACAACAGGUGUGCACACAGUCCAGGUGAUGUACGGCUGUGAUUGGGAUGAUCAGACUGGAGAAACAAAUGGGUUUCGUCAAGAAGGUUAUGAUGGAGAGGACUUUCUGUUUCUGGAUCUGAAGGAGAUGAGAUGGAUUUCUCCAGUGAUGCAAGGAAUCAUCACCGUACACAAGUGGAACAAUUACAGAUAUGAGUUUGAGGCUAAAAAACAUUACUUCAGCACUGUGUGCAUCGAGUGGUUGAAGAAGUAUCUGGAGUAUGGAAAGAGCAGCCUGAAGAAAACAGUCUCUCCUCAGGUGUCUCUGCUGCAGAAGUCUUCCUCGUCUCCAGUCUCGUGUCAUGCUACAGGUUUUUACCCCAAAGAUGUAACAAUCUCCUGGAUGAAGAAUGGACAAGAUCAUGAUGAAGAUGUGGAUCUUGGACAACUUCUUCCUAAUGAAGACGGGACCUUUCAGAGGUCGAGCGAACUCAGAGUUACUCCUGAAGAGUGGAAGAACAACAAGUUCAUCUGUGUGGUGGAGCAUCAGGGCAAAACCAAGAGAGCGAAUGAGAUCGGGACUAAACCGGAACAAGCACAGACAGCGGGUGGAAAUGAAGAAGCUGAAGUCUCUAGUCAAGAUGCCCUCACUCUCGCCGUUAAAGACGUGGCAGCUGGUCUACGGGAAAUAAAUCAGUCACUGAAUAAACUGAUAGCAUUGCUUGCCAGUAACAGAAGUGCAUAAAUGUGAAAUAAAUAUUCCUUAAAACUUUUUUGCAAUCGUUAAAAACACUAUUACAAAUGCCAUUUACUCAAUUAUACAAUGUGCAUUACAGCAAACUAAAAAAGCUAUAAAAAAUAUAAAAUUAGAUUAUAUGCCAUUAUAAACAUUGUAUCAACUGAAGGCGUGCUUGAAGCGCUGCUUGGUCUGGCGCGUGCAUCUCAUCAGUGUGCCACAACUUUUAGUAUGUUACAGCUUGCAUCACAGAAUUAUUAUUAUUAUUAUUUUUAUUUUUGUCUUUAUCUGAAACCUCAGAUGCUGAAUGUUGGUUAAGUGUUUAAGGGGUCAUGACAUGGGUUUUUUUAUUUUAUUAUUAUGGUCCCCAAGGUGCAAUUAUAGUAUUACUAUAGUAAAAAAAAAAAAAAAACUUUUAAAAUGUAGUGAAUUAUGACAUUUUCCUACCCUGUUUCUCAUCCUUUGAUUCAAACAGUCUGUUUUGGGUUGUUUCCCCUUUAAGAGUUCAUUGUUAACGCCCACUGUUACGAUUGGCUAA